Messenger RNA from Anolis carolinensis (green anole), 4968 nucleotides. RefSeq names its product phospholipase C delta 4 (gene plcd4). The coding region runs from base 500 to 2806 and encodes 768 amino acids. Gene Ontology annotation, biological process: phosphatidylinositol-mediated signaling; release of sequestered calcium ion into cytosol; lipid metabolic process. The transcript is spliced from 16 exons. Gene Ontology annotation, molecular function: calcium ion binding; phosphatidylinositol-4,5-bisphosphate phospholipase C activity. Lineage: Eukaryota; Metazoa; Chordata; Lepidosauria; Squamata; Anolidae. The record is from RefSeq and is a predicted model, not a curated record.
GUAUUGGAUGAGACUCCUCCUGGAUCGCCGGUAGUCAGUGUGGGUAGGAGGAGAUGCUCAGCAUUUUCUUUGGCAUCGGGAUAGUUAGCUCAAGAGCAGUACUGACUACUUACUUUAUGGUUAGCUAUAAGGGAUAGGCUGAUUUGUCUGAGCAGCUUUUCGUCUUGUCCAGCUCUCCACUGCAAGGCUGAUGAUCUUUGCCAGGUGGCUGUCUGAAAAGUGAGCUUUUGGCUGUGUGCCUUUAAAUAAGGAGGCAAAGCAUUAGGCAGAGCUGAGCUGCUGUGAGCUUAUUUUAUUUUUCCUUAGUGCAAGCUCAGUGGCUGCGUCAGUGGCAGCUUGGAAUGCCAAAAGCAUGAAGUGAUAGGGCAAAGUCAGGGUGUCCAAGACAAGAGCUGCCAUGCUGCCUCAAGACAUGGGGAUGCCUUAAAACAGUACACCCUGGAAACCAGGAUCAUUCAUCGACCGGUAAUAGUUGUGCCAACUCAAGAACAGAACAACCAUGGCUUCUGCACUUACUUCCCGUAUUCAACCAGAUGAGAACCUUGAAAAGAUGCAACAAGGAACAAUGAUGCGCAAGGUCAAAUCCAAGAACUGGAAAAAACCACGAUUUUUUCUGUUAAAGGAUGACAGCAUGACUGUCUGGUACAAAUCUAAGAUGUCUGGCAAUGCCAAAUCUGCAUUCUCUGUGAGUGAUGUGGAGACGGUGCGUGAGGGACACCAAUCAGAAGUAUUGCAAAGUUUAGCCGAGGAGUUCCCGGCCGAGUGCUGUUUCACCGUUGUUUUCCAUGGGCGCCGAAAAAACCUGGACCUAAUUGCUGGCUCAGCAGAAGAAGCUCAGUGUUGGAUCCAAGGUCUGCGACGUCUUGUGGAGAUUGUCACUAACAUGGACCAGAGAGAGAAGAUAGACCAAUGGAUCUGUGAUUGGUUCCAGAAAGCUGAUAAGGACAAGGAUGGGCGCAUGAACUUCAAGGAAGUGCAGGCCUUACUCAGGAUGAUGAAUGUGGAUAUGAAUGAGGGCCAUGCCUACCGGCUGUUCAAGAUGGCUGACAAAUCACAAACAGGAACACUGGAGGGAGAGGAAUUUGUGCUGUUCUACAAGGCAUUAACACAACGGGACGAAGUACUUGAGAUCUUCCAGGAGUACUCUGAAGAUGGCAAGAAGCUGACACUGUUGGAGUUUGUGGAUUUUCUGCAACAAGAGCAAAUGGAAAGCAGUGGCAUUGAUGAACUUGCCAUGGAGCUGAUUGACAGAUAUGAGCCAUCUGAAACAGCCAAAGCUCGCCACAUUCUGAGCACUGAUGGAUUCCUCAUGUACCUUUGUUCACCCGAUGGCUCCAUCUUCAACCCUGAGCACACGAAAGUCCACCAGGACUUGUCUCAGCCCCUCUGCCAUUAUUUUAUCUCUUCCUCUCACAACACGUAUCUGAUGGAGGAUCAACUGCGAGGACAGAGCAGUGUUGAAGGAUAUAUCAGGGCUCUAAAACGGGGAUGCCGCUGCCUAGAAGUGGACUGUUGGGAUGGAUCUAAUGGUGAGCCCAUCGUUUACCAUGGCCAUACCUUCACUUCUAAGAUCCCCUUUCGGGACGUUGUGGCAACCCUCCAGAAAUAUGCAUUCAGGGCGUCUGAAUAUCCUAUCAUCCUGUCUAUUGAAAAUCACUGCAGCAUAGAGCAGCAGGAUAUCAUGGCGCAACACCUGAAAGGAAUUCUGGGAGAGCAGCUCCUCCUCAGCACCAUUGAUGGGCGAGUCCCUGUGCAGCUGCCUUCACCUGAACAACUGAAAGGGAAGAUUAUCCUAAAGGGCAAGAAGAUGGGGUAUUUGGAGGAUUCUCUGAAUGGACAGCCAGAGGAGAUGCCAGAGCGGGAAGAGGGUGAGGAGGAAGAGGAGGAGGAGGAGGAGGAAGCAGAGCCAGAGCCAGAGUCAGAGCAAGACACCCUGCGCUCUGAAGACAAGAGGAAAGAGAAGAAAGCCAAACAAUCUCUCUCCAAGGAGCUUUCGGACUGCAUUAUCUACUGCAAGAGUGUGCCCUUCUUCAGUUUCCAGCAUUCUCGUAGCCACUACAAGCCUUACGAAAUGUCUUCCUUUGCUGAAUCCAAGACACGCAAACUCAUCCGUGAUGCUGGGAAUGACUUCGUCCGCCAUAAUGCCUGGCAGUUGACACGCGUCUUUCCUAGUGGCCUCCGAACUGACUCUUCCAAUUACAAUCCUCUGAUGAUGUGGAACGUGGGGUGCCAGAUGGUGGCCUUGAAUUUUCAAACUGCUGGCACAGAGAUGGACUUGUAUGAUGGGCUCUUCAGCCAAAAUGGCCGUUGUGGCUAUGUGUUGAAGCCAAGCUUCAUGAGGGACCCAGAAACAGCUUUCAGUCCUGAGAAUCCCCAAAACAGUGGUGGCAGAAGUCCACUGAACUUAUUCAUUAAGGUUAUUAGUGGGCAGCAGCUCCCCAAGAUGCCCAACAGCAAAGAGGGUUCCAUUGUGGAUCCACUGGUGAGAGUGGAGAUUCAUGGGGUCCCAGGUGACAAUGCCAAGCAAGAGAGCAAAUAUAUUGACAACAAUGGGUUUAAUCCAAAAUGGAAUGAAAGCUUCCGGUUCCAAGUAUGGGUACCAGAACUGGCACUUCUGCGAUUUGUGGUAGAGGAUUAUGACAAGGCGACAUGGAAUGAUUUUGUUGGGCAGUACACACUGCCUCUUACUAGUGUCAAACCAGGAUACCGCCACAUCCACCUUCUUUCAAAGGAUGGUACAAGGAUCCCACCAGCUUCUCUCUUCAUCCACAUCCGCAUCGUGGAGUUGUCAGCUGAGAGCGACUGAAUCCCACUGCCAUAUCUCAGAAUAUAACUGUCCCUUUCUCCACCCCAUUUAAGUUUUGAAAAUGUGUGUGAGAGUGGGAAGGAACCCCAUGGGAGGAUGCCAUUUCACACCACCUCUAUCUGUACAGAACUGGACUGGACAGAAAUGCUAUUUUGCACUACUAUAAUACUUAUUUUUAAAAAAUAUUUUGCUGCUAUGUUAUUAUUAUUUAAAUUAUUAUUGUUUGCAAGGAGCCCAGCCCCUUCAAGUGUGUCCAUGCAUAUGGUUCUAUUUAUUACAAAAUCUACCUCUGUUGUGAGUAGGAGACGAACUAGCCUGUUCUACCUGGGAACAAAACAUACCCAAGGUAAAGGGAAUUUCCUUCACAGUGUUGCACAUCAGUCAUGCAUUUCAAAAUGGUAUUUUCCUUCCACUUGUCUUCUAAGCCAUCUGGUCUCAUCAGGGCAAAAAUGUAGACCCAGCUAGCUUCUAUCACUAAAACAGAAUCAAACAUGGAAUAUUUAUGCUAUACCUACAUUUCUCAGUACUUGAUAAAAAAGCUACAAGAUCCAAACUAUGGCUCUUGUAGCAACAUUUUCUCCCCAGAGCUGUGCCUCCCCUCCUCCUCAGUUUUGCCUUGCAGAGAAGACGACUCAGAAGAUUGUCAAAUGUUGGGCUGGCUCUUUUCUUUGGAAGUGACAUAUAAGAAGGGGAAAUAUUGUUAUGUUCUUUACUAUUCAAAUGAAGAGUUAUUUUCUUUGGUUUGUAUCCUGGUUGUAGAUUUAUUCUAUUACUAUUCCUUAGUUUGCAGCUAAGAGUGAGUUCAUAUAUGCAUGCUGAGCAUGAAGCCAUAUAUAUGGCAUAUAAACAUUGUACAUCAAAUGGCAUCCACUUGCCACUAACAAUACUUCCCCCAGAGGAGGCACUUUACAUCCAGUGAUGUAUCAUGUAAACCUGUGUAAAUCAUCCCUCAGGGAAGAGCCCAUGUUCGCUGAUUUCUUGAGAAGUCAGCAAGUUGGAAGGGGCUUGGCUUUCCAUCAUCCAUUUAUUCACCAAGAAUAUUUGGCAGCUAACUACAAUCUAACCCUCUUUUCAUACUUCCCUCUUCCCAGUUGGAAUUUACAUAGAUACGUAGACUGUUGACGAUGUGCCUAGCCUCGAGCUGCAAUAAGUGAGUCAGAAAUAAAAUCAUCAUCAUCAUCAUCAUCAUCAGAAAUAGUCUGUGUUGGUUAGGCCUGAAACAAUAUAUGUACAUAAAUUCCAACUGAGAAGAGACAAGAUGUAAAGAGGAAGGUGUCUUUUUUAAUAUGCAAUGUGAACAGUAUUCAUCUAAGUGUCUUCUAAAUAAAAAAUAAACCUACCCCUAUAUAAGCAUCUUGAUGUCCUAUAAAACCUCAGCAGAAUCAUUCCUGUUUUUUGAGGCGUUUACAGUAGCUGCCUGUUAGCAUGUGUAAUUUAGUAUAACUGCCACCUAACAGGUGAAUUUUCAUGCUUUUAGGCCCUUGCUGUUUCAUUUGUUUAAAAUUACAAUUAAAAUAGAACAUAGCAAACUUAAAUCUUGGAAACAGAAGACCAUGGUUAAUAACAGGCCUCCAGCUUUUGUAGGGUAUAUUAGAUAUUAAAUCACAAAGGUAGCAUGUAUGAAUUCAGGGGUAUGGUGGUUUAAAAAUCUAAAGGCAAGAGAUAAUGAAAAUAAAACAUAGCUGAGAUGAGGGAAUAUGGAAAAAGUUGGAAAACUUAUUUUAUGGACCAUAGUUCCCAGAAUCCCCCACUGGCCACAUUAGCAGAUGAAGUCUGAGUCCUAUAUUUUAAAAAAGUAGUAUUUCCAAGUUCUAGAACUCAGUAGCUACAGAAGCUGCCUCAAUGGAUAAAUAGUAUUGGCCAGUUUCCUGAAGCCUAAGUGGAAAGAGCACUGUGACCUCAAAAGUAGCAGUUACCUCAAAAGUACCUUCCUCUGUUCCAGCAUGGGUAUGUACUGCAAGUACAAUCUCCUUGUCAUGUUUCAUAACUCCAUGGCCCUCCUGCUCUUUCAACCCUUCUGCAUAACUCAGGUUAACCUUUAAAAAUGCAAUAUGUACUACAGCAUUGCAUGGAAUGCAAUUUCCCCCUUAGUACUGUCUCCUUGUAUGGGGCCAAGCCUCCACAUAUUCCUGGUUUAUUAAAAUAAAAAUCAGUUAAAAGUA